Molecule: messenger RNA, 279 nt
Organism: Ipomoea triloba (trilobed morning glory)
Lineage: Eukaryota; Viridiplantae; Streptophyta; Magnoliopsida; Solanales; Convolvulaceae
Product: toll/interleukin-1 receptor-like protein
Exons: 2
Coding region: 1-279 (92 amino acids)
Biological process (GO): signal transduction
Source: RefSeq, a predicted model, not a curated record
AUGGCAGCACCCCCAAUCGCUCAUGAAACUUUUGCUUGGGAAUACAAUGUGUUCUUGAGCUUCGGAGGUGAGGAUACAUGCAAAACUUUCACUGAUCAUCUUUAUUCUGCGCUGUAUCAAAUUGGAAUCCGCACAUUUAGAGAUGAUGAAGAACUCAAAAAGGUGCGUAAGCAAAGUGGGAACUAUGGCUUGAGUUUUGCAAAGCACGAAGAAUAUUUUGGGAAAGGUGAUAAAGUACAAAAGUGGAGAGAUGCUCUCACUAAAGUUGCAGAUAUGUAA